GGGGUCCCAAGGUUGAUACUUUUGUUCAAUAAUCCUAGUACCUUAUCUACAGAUAAAUAUUAUAAAGAGGAUACCUCUGCCUCACACACACAGCCUCCUUCCAGAAGUUCCAGUACUUUAUCCUCGAGUAGCAGCUAGAUCCCUUGCAGCAAAAGGACCAGUGAACUCACAGAAGCCACGUGACUGCAGUGACCUCACCUCUUCUGUCCUUUAACCGGACUGGAUCUAGCUACUACCAGGUGUCACAUUUAUAGCAUCAGACUCAGUCACUGACGAUAAACAAGAUGAACAAAUACAGGAAGCAGAUAGCAGAACAGUUCCUGAGUCAGGCCCUGGGCAUCAUCUGCCUACUGACCGGAGAGGAAUACACCAUUGUGAAGAAGAGGCUCUCCCACAGCAGCGUUCAACAGCUGAGCGGAGAGGUGCCUAUAAAGUGUGAUGAUGUUGCUGUGUAUUUCUCUAUGGAGGAGUGGGAGUAUAUAGAGGGACACAAGGAGCUUUACAAGGACGUCAUGAUGGAGACUCACCAAGCACUAAGGACUAAGGAGAUCCAUGGAAAUGAGAGCUCAGGAAAAUCUUAG
Bombina bombina (fire-bellied toad) is the source of this 581-nucleotide messenger RNA. RefSeq names its product gastrula zinc finger protein XlCGF66.1-like. NCBI's taxonomy places the organism in Eukaryota, Metazoa, Chordata, Amphibia, Anura, Bombinatoridae. The transcript has 6 exons. The record is from RefSeq and is a predicted model, not a curated record. Gene Ontology annotation, biological process: regulation of DNA-templated transcription. The coding region runs from base 285 to 581 and encodes 98 amino acids.